AUGUCAUCCGGCCCCACGCCAUCCAUCUUCAUCUCCAACAUCCCUGAGAACUUCGGUGCGUCGGACGUCUAUGCGCUCCUCUCACAGGCCGGUGUCACCGGUUUCAAAGAGCACGAGAGGGUCCGCCUCUCCAAGGAUCGCGGCUCAGGCACGGAGACCGGCCGUUACAUGGUCGUCCAGUUCGACAACCCGGACCUUGCAGCGGCGGCGAUAGAAGCUCUCAGCAACAUCAAUUUGAUGAUCAACCAGAAGCCGCACCAGAUUUACUUCUCGCCGUUUGUCCAGGACUUGGCCAAGAGGAUUAAGGCCAAGACGGGGAUGAUGGUGGUUCAGAACUUACCCAAGGACGUCACAGUAAGUGGACUGAGGUCCGUGUUCUCCACCUUUGGAACUGUGCUGAGCGCUAAGCUAGUAUCAAACCGGGACACCCGCGUCAAAGGGGCCGAGGACAAAACGCAGGCGCCUAUCGGCUCGGCCAUGGGGUACGUCAUGUUUCUUUCUGACGAAGAGGCUGACCGUGCUGUAAGGGAGACGAAUGGGAAGUUCCUCGGCGUGAACAAGGUCACUUCUUCCCGCUACCUUACUGCAGAGGAGCGCAUCAGCAACACUAACUCAAUCUUCAUUAAGAACAUUCCCCCCGAGUACGCAGACGACCUGGACAAGUUCAAGCAGCUCAUGGUUUCCUUCUGCGGAAAGCCUCUUGAGGCCCUUCUGGAGGAGUACUACCUGACAUCCAUUAUUAUGAGGAGGGACAGUCGUCCCGAGCCCUUCAGGACGGACAACUCCUGGUGUGUCGUAAAAGCCAGGGGAGUUGAAGACGCCGAAAGGAUCAUCAAGGGAUUCGCAGACAACGCAGAGAAGUAUAAUAUCCAGGCUUGCAAGUUCCUCUCGAGGGGGUUGCGCUCGCUGCAGCUGAAGAGGGUGAUGCGCGAGAACUUCGUCAAGUACUGCUCGUCUAAAAGGAACAUUAGUAUCUAUGGAUUGAAGCUUGAUUUGGAUCAGAAAGAGUUUGAAAGGAGAAUUAGAGACAUCUGGGGCGAGGAUGUAUAUGAGAUCAAGUUUCCUCCCAAGGUCCUGGACCCCAAGCUUGACCAGGCUAAGUUCCACGUUAAUGUUCUGUUCUCGACAGCUGACAUGGCCAAGGAGGCGAUCCAGAGGUUGAGGGAGGAGAAAAGCCUUCUGGGGAGUUCCGUUGUCGACGAGAAGCUUUUCGAGGUAGACUAUUAUGAGCCGGGCCCGCAAACGAGGUUGAACAGGCAGGGUGCUCCCAAAGAUUUUAAGAUCUCGGAGAAACGCAACACCGCGUUCCCUUCUAGCACCAACAAAUAA
Giardia duodenalis is the source of this 1329-nucleotide messenger RNA. Its product is annotated as putative Polyadenylate-binding protein. Bases 1 to 1329 code for a protein of 442 amino acids. Gene Ontology annotation, cellular component: ribonucleoprotein complex. Lineage: Eukaryota; Fornicata; Diplomonadida; Hexamitidae. The transcript has a single exon. The record is from RefSeq and is a predicted model, not a curated record. Gene Ontology annotation, molecular function: RNA binding.